Messenger RNA from Ilex paraguariensis (yerba mate), 252 nucleotides. The record is from the annotation of a GenBank genome assembly. Lineage: Eukaryota; Viridiplantae; Streptophyta; Magnoliopsida; Aquifoliales; Aquifoliaceae.
AUGCCUCACCCAUUUCCCUACAUACCCAUUUCCUCUGCCAUGCCUCACCCCAGACAGCAACCCAGACCCCUUACCCCUCUACCCACACCCUUCUCACAACGGCUCAGCAGCAGCGACACCGGCUCAGCAGCGGCACACAGUGGCGAUCAACACAGCAGCGACACCAACGGCGUUCAACACAGCGGCACACAGCGGCACACAGCGGCUCACCAAGCUCAGCCCAGAAAGCUACAGAAACCGAAUCCAGUAUAG